Messenger RNA from Paramisgurnus dabryanus, 1679 nucleotides. RefSeq lists its product as uncharacterized. The record is from RefSeq and is a predicted model, not a curated record. Lineage: Eukaryota; Metazoa; Chordata; Actinopteri; Cypriniformes; Cobitidae.
CAAAAUCUCAGUUUUACGCUGGCUUCCGGUCUAGCAUUAUCCGAUAGCAAGACGUGGUGGUAGUGUGGUCUUUUUGUCAUUUUCAACUAACUAGCGAUUGCGAUUUCUAAUAUUAUACGUAUUAUCAACCUUAGUUACAUAAUAGUUUUAGUUUGUUAUAUUUUUACAACAUUUUAGUUAUGAGUUCAACACGCUUUAAGUGUCUUCGGCGGGAAGGUGCGACGUCUCAGUAUUGCUGUGUCCCAUUAUGUGACAUAUCCUCAAGGUGUAAUUCGGUAAUUAGUUUCCACACGUUCCCUUUGGACAUGGAAAUACGAAAAAAAUGGAUUCAUUCUAUUCGUCGUGCCGAUUAUAUCAUCACUCCGAAUUCAAGAGUCUGCAGUCGACACUUCAAGAGUGACGAUUUGAUUGAGCCGUCAACUCCCACGGGACGCCGGCUUCUAAAGAAGGGGGCUGUUCCCACUUUGUUCGAGUGGAACAACUUCGCAACUUCAACACCAAGGCGCACUGGGGUAUGGCAAAGAAGAGAAGUUUCCCCUCCACAGAACGAAGAUCCACUGCCUAUGGAAUUCCAGCAACCAGAACAUGAUUACUGUUCAUCUCCCGUUCCGGCGGCAGUCGAUCUUUCUUUAGAUCGAACUGAAGAACUCCAAAAGGAGGUGGAGCGCUUGAAGAAGCAAGUGGAAGAGCUGUCUGUCCAUCACAGUUUUUGCUUGGGGCGUUUUGCUGCAUCUGACGAUGACAUACGGUUCUUUACUAGGUUUAUGACCUACAGUCAUCUCAUGGCGUUCUGGAGACUCAUUGAGCCUGCAACCAACAGAAUGGUUCGUGUGACAAGGGCAAAAGGAGCUACAAAAAGCGGUGAAGUUGGAGCAACAGGCAAUGCAUCUGGUCACUCCCUACCGCCCAUAGAUGAGUUUUUUCUCUUUAUGGUGCAUCUGUCCCUUGGUCUAACACAGAGGGAUCUGGCUCAAAGAUUUAAUAUUCACCAGUCCACCGUGAGUCGUAUUAUUACAACCUGGGCCAAUUUUCUUUAUACCCUCCUUGGAUCAGUGCGCAUCUGGAUGUCUGAGGAGAUGGUCAAGGCUCACAUGCCAAAGGAGUUCCAGGAUUACCCAGAUACGCAAGUAAUCAUUGACUGCACAGAGCUCCGGUGUCAAACACCAUCCUCCCUGUUGCUUCAGAGUGAAGUCUUCUCCUCUUAUAAAUCCCACUGCACCUUCAAGGGGUUAAUUGGCAUGGCACCACACGGUGCAGUUACUUUUAUUUCAUCCCUGUAUGCAGGAUCUGUCAGCGACAAGGAGCUUUUGAAGCAGUCUGGAAUUGUGCCUCUACUGAAACCUAAUAUGGCUAUUAUGGUCGAUAAAGGUUUUCUGGUGGAUGACUGUGUGCCAUGCAAAGUCUACAGACCUGCUUUCCUGUCAAAAAGGGAACAGAUGUCGGCUGAUGAGGUAAGGAAGACGCAGUCCAUUGCUCGUCUGAGGGUCCACGUCGAGCGUCUCAUCCGCAGGGUGAAGCAACACAAACUAUUUGAUACUGUCAUCCCUCUUUCAAUCACAGGAAGCAUAAACCAGCUGUACACUGUUGCUUGCCUUCUUGUCAAUUACCAGAAUGGGCCCUUGGUAAAAGCAUGGGCAACGGAUUAAAGACUUUGUAUGGGAUGGAUAAAUUUUGAUUGG